CAAACAACUAAAGUUAUCUCUGGAUUUUGUACAAAUCCUUUGGAAAUAAGUUAGUAAUUAAAGGAAUUGUGUUAAAAUGCUAUCGGAGAAGAUAAGACAAUUAACCCUAUUAUUAGAGAAACAUGAACUAGAGGCACCGGGUGGGAUCGAAUCCAUUCAGAUGUAUUCGGAACUAUUCGCUGCCUAUCUUUACCAAAAUGAUCUUGCAAGUGCUCGGUUUUUAUGGAAACGGAUCCCGCAGAACAUGAAAACCGGGAAUGUGGAACUAGACCAGAUGUACAAGGUGUACGUAGCGCUGUGGAACAACAAUACAGCAGGAUUCUAUAAGGCCAUCAAUCACGACUGGUCUAAACACGUGUCGGAAUUGAUGUUUGAACUAAAAGAGAAAUUCCAACAAGAAACGAUCGCACUCAUUGGGCGAGCGUACAGUUCCAUCUUCGAAAAUGUGUUUGCCGAAAUGACGAACCAAACGCCGGACAUGAUCGAGGACACUUGCAAUUCGCUAAACUGGGAAAUUACGCCCGGCUUAUAUCCACGAUUAAUAAUACCGAAGCGAACCGUCGACGAAAAACCGAUUGUAGUUAGCUCGGAGGCGCAAUUGCACAGAUUGACCGACUUUGUGUCCUUCCUUGAGAACUGAGUUAUGAAACGGUUAGGAUUUUGUGUGCUUAAACAAACUACGAAUUUUAGCAGGUGAUCAUCUCUUCUUUCUGUACUGAAUAAAUGUAUCCACG
Messenger RNA from Anopheles moucheti, 734 nucleotides. It is a transcript of the gene CSN8, whose product is annotated as COP9 signalosome complex subunit 8. NCBI's taxonomy places the organism in Eukaryota, Metazoa, Arthropoda, Insecta, Diptera, Culicidae. Gene Ontology annotation, biological process: COP9 signalosome assembly; protein deneddylation. The record is from RefSeq and is a predicted model, not a curated record. The transcript is spliced from 3 exons. Bases 77 to 640 code for a protein of 187 amino acids. Gene Ontology annotation, cellular component: COP9 signalosome.